AUGACCUCAAUAGCCCUCCCAGGACAAUCUCUGGGACCAAACACCUCAAACAACCUCGGCGAAGCAACCCACAUCCACAAAAACAAUCUCUGCGCCUCAAUCGCAGGCCCAAUCCACUCCAAACCCUCAACAUCAAAGACCUCAAAAGCACCCACACUCUCAAUCCACCGCACAACAGGCCCAUUACUGCCCUCAGUCGGCACAAAAAUCCUCGGCCGAAUCACAAAAACCCAAACCCGACAAGCCAACAUUUCCAUCCUCACAAUAAUCUCCUCAUCACCCGACGAAACUACUACUACUCAUCACAACCUCAACGACCCCCUCCCGGCAACAAUCCGCCAACAAGACAUCCGCGCGACCGAAAUCGACCAAGUGAAAGUGAGCGAAAGUUUUCGGGUCGGGGAUAUUGUGCGGGCGGUGGUGAUAAGUUUGGGGGAUGAGAGGGCGUAUUAUUUGAGUACGGCGAAGAAUGAGUUGGGGGUUGUGAUGGCGACGUCGGAGUUUGGGAAUCCCAUGGUGCCGGUGAGUUGGAGGGAAUUCGAGGAUUUGGGGAUGGGGAGGAGGGAGGUGAGGAAGGUGGCGAAACCGGUUUGA
This is a messenger RNA of Pseudocercospora fijiensis CIRAD86, 594 nucleotides long. RefSeq lists its product as uncharacterized. Gene Ontology annotation, cellular component: cytoplasm; nuclear exosome (RNase complex). Lineage: Eukaryota; Fungi; Ascomycota; Dothideomycetes; Mycosphaerellales; Mycosphaerellaceae. Gene Ontology annotation, molecular function: RNA binding. The record is from RefSeq and is a predicted model, not a curated record. The transcript has a single exon. Gene Ontology annotation, biological process: RNA processing. Bases 1 to 594 code for a protein of 197 amino acids.